Molecule: messenger RNA, 1221 nt
Organism: Microbotryum saponariae
Lineage: Eukaryota; Fungi; Basidiomycota; Microbotryomycetes; Microbotryales; Microbotryaceae
Source: the annotation of a GenBank genome assembly
AUGGCUGCCCCUCAAAAGCAAGGACUUCGUCUCGGUUACACCGCGCCCGACUUUAAGGCUGACACCACCCAGGUUAGUUGACAUGACUUUGUACUCUCAUCCUGGGUCAUCGAGUACGCACGGAGCUUCGGGCGAAAGAGUUCCUGAAGCGAACCGCCACGUUCCUAGAUUUCAGUUGACUGAUGUGUCAUUGUUUCCUCCUUUUUCCUUUCCGUUCCGGUCUAUUUAUCUUUAUGACCGUUUAGGGCCCCAUCUCGUUCCACGAGUACAUUGGCGACAGCUGGGCCAUCCUCUUCUCUGUGAGUUUGUCCCGGAAUUUGAAGGGCUCGGCAAUUCGUCACGCUCGCGAAAGCCGGCAACCCCGGAACCCGUGGUCGCUCGAAAGAAGCCCUUGACUGACCCAAGAUUUCCCCCUUUCCCCCUGCGCCCGGUCUGAAUUGUCGAUUUAGCACCCUGCCGACUUCACCCCCGUCUGUGAGUAUUCCUAUCUUGUCUUCAACUGCUGCCUCUGAUCUAAGGGCUCACCUGGACAACUCGACUCUAGGCACGACCGAGCUCGGAGAGGUCGCCAAGCUCGCAGAUGAGUUCAAGAAGCGCAACGUCAAGACGAUCGGUCUGUCGUGCAACGAGCUCAAGUCGCACCACGAGUGGAUCGCCGACAUCAACGAGCUGAGCAACGUCGACCUCAAGUUCCCCAUCAUCUCGGACCCGACGCGCGAGAUCGCCAAGCUGUACGACAUGCUCGACGAGCAGGACCUGACCAACAUUGACGAGAAAGGCAUCCCCUUUACCGUUCGAUCCGUCUACGUCAUUGACCCCAAGAAGGUGCGUCGGUCGAGCAUUUGACAGAAGGGCUUCCUUUCCUGUUGCUCCUUUCCUGACAAUGUGUUUUUGGUCCAACCCCGGCACAGACCAUUCGUCUCACCCUUACGUACCCCGUAAGUUGUUUUGAGGUGACUCCUUCAGUCUUUGCGAAAUUUCGGCACUGACGGGUCUUCGCUUCGCUCGACCCAGGCCUCGACCGGUCGUCAAUUCAACGAGAUCCUCCGAGUGAUCGACUCGCUCCAGCUCGGAGAUGCCAACAAGAUCACUACCCCUGCCAAUUGGCAACCCGGUGGAAAGGUCAUCGUCCACCCUUCAGUCAAGACCGAGGACGCGCACAAGAUGUUCCCCAACGGUGUCGAGGUCGCCAAGCCUUACCUCCGCUUCACCACUCUCUAA